Molecule: messenger RNA, 5086 nt
Organism: Sitodiplosis mosellana (orange wheat blossom midge)
Lineage: Eukaryota; Metazoa; Arthropoda; Insecta; Diptera; Cecidomyiidae
Gene: H
Product: myosin-G heavy chain
Exons: 4
Coding region: 996-4247 (1083 amino acids)
Source: RefSeq, a predicted model, not a curated record
GCGUGUCUGGCUGUGUAUUUGUGGGUAGAAAAUGUACGAAGUUUAAUAAUUCCGGUGUCAAAUACAAUUCCACAUAAAGUUUUUUUCGCUCUUAAGUUUCAGUAUUCUGUGCAUUUUUCCGUUCGUUUAAAUUACGUUUAGUUAUUGAAUAUUAAAAUUUUCGCUGUUCUUUCUCUUGAUAAUUUGGUGUGUGAUGUGAGUGGAUCCAAUGAAAGGAAAGAAAGAGAGAAAAUAAGUGACGAAAACAGACACAACACAUAUAGUAAAGAUGUGAAAUGGUCGACGAUUUUAGUUAGUUUUUUUUUUUCUUUUUCGAUUGUACUUGGAAUUUUUAACAAAUGUUGUCAGCAGGUGGACACUGUGACUGGUAAAAAGACAAGAAGCAAUAUCAAAGAUAAAAAAGCAUCAAAAACAAGAUAAAGCAACGAAACAAAUAAUUUAAAUUACAAAGAUUAAACACGAUAUACAAAUAAAUAUUAAAUUGAUCGCUGAUAUUGUGAUCUCUGUGCCAUUUUCAAUAUGAAUUUUCGUGUAAUAUUACAAACAAAACAGUAGUUGCGCCAAACUCUGCUAAAAUGUGAUUUUUUUCCACAACACCGUGAUAAUAAUUUUCGUAGUCUGGAGAAUCAAUUUAAAGAAAAAAAAUGAGAAUGGUUUGGUAAACCGAUUGACAAUUGAGUUUGUAGUGAAGCAAAAUUAUGUGAAAUGAUCUAACGAGCGCAUAUUGAUUAUCCUGGGAUUUAUUCAACCCAAUCGAUGAUAUCACACAUAUCGUUUAGUACUAUUAUCGUUCGGCCUGGAAAAAGGAACAAUUUUGAUAAAAUUAUUAACACAUAAAGACCUAAAUAUUUAAUCAAACUUCAUGCGUUUGAUGAAUGCAAGUGUGGCAGAUUUUCGGUGGUGCAUGCGACAGCAAAGGCACAGCGUAAUGAAACCAUCGAUAACAAUCGAUUAGAACGGAAAUUAAAUGCAUAACAUUAACAAAAUGUGCAAAAAUGACAGAUGAACAUGGAAUGUUAAGAAACGGUAGCAUAGAUAGUGUUGGUACAGCUGGCAGGGAAUUGAAUUUUGAUUCAACUGCAUCAUCGAGCUCAACCGUGACCACCACAACCAAUUCAGUGAAUACCACUUUACCAAAUAAUGACGGAAACAAUAAUGAAAAUUCAACAGCAGCACAAAAUAAUAGUGAUCGGCAACCCCAAUCGCAAUCACAUUCACCCAUCGAUACACAAAAUGGCAACAAUAAUGCGGACAAUUUUGUGAGCACAAGUAACGGCAACUAUAGCAGUGGCUCUGGAAACGGAAGCAAUGCCAAUAGUAAACAACCAAAUCAUAGCGUAAACUACUCGAAUAGCAAUAACGGGAGCCCAUUGAAUAACGUGUGUGGAGGGCGAUUGCAAUUUUUCAAAGAUGGAAAAUUUAUUCUUGAGUUGGCUAGGUCAAAGGAGGGAGACCGAGGAUGGAUUUCUGUGCCUAGAAAGACGUACUGGCCCCCAGCUGCACUAUCACAGAAUAACUUGAAUAAUCAUAAAAACGAAAGUUCAACAUCGCUUAGCUUUUCUGAUGACAACAGCUCCAUUCAGUCUUCUCCUUGGCAACGUGACCAUAGUUGGAAACAGUUAUCACCACGCAAAAAUAUUUCAAAAGAUUUGAAUCUUUAUUAUUAUCGUCCGGCAGCACUGGCCCUAAGUGAAGCAUCAAAAUUAGUGUCGAAAUAUGUUCGCCGUCAACCGCACUCGAGAAGGAAUCACAGCACUGUACGGUACGCGAAAUGUAGUGUACAGAAACCAUCAUUGCUUAAAGUAAAGGAGGAGAAGAUCGACAUAGACAUUGACGAAAAGAAUAAAAUAGAUGAUUCAAACGAAAGAAAUGAUAAAGGACAGGAUAUGGGAGACACUGUGGACAGUUCAAAUGGCAAGGCUGAGAAUAAAUUAAACAGCGAUGAUGAUAAAAUGAGCCACAAAGACAGUGAUGGAAUCAAUUCAAAAUUCAAAGGAUCGAUAGCUGCAGAAGAUAUUAAAAUUGAAAAUAGUUCAAAGAGUGAUGAAGCAACACAUUUGAGAAAUUGUCGCAAAAGGCAAACGGUACGAUCGUCAUCCAACUUGAGCGGUGUAAUAGAGAAGCUUAUUGCUAGGGUAUCUGAAAAACCGGUGAAUGUUACGUCCACCCAGACUGGACUUGGGAUUCAGUUCUCCGCUUCGUCAAGAUCUAAUGAAUUAUUUUUUCCACAUCAACAUGUCUCUCCACGAAAGCGAAUCCUAAGAGAAUUCGAAAAGGUCUCUCUUGAAGACCGAAAUUCAUCAACUCAAAAACGAUCUCGGUCUAAGAGCAGUGCAUCUACCGAUUUUGCAAUGGUUGGUAGUUCAAAACCGUCUGGUUCAAACUAUUCGAUUGUGGUGGCACAGCAUACUGCGAGCAUAGCGUGCAACAAUAAAGAGGAAAACAGUCGUAUGGCAAAUGGAACUCCGCCGAGAAGCUCCAAUUCAAUGGAUGUAACAUCGUCGGACAAAUCAUUCAAAGGCUCACGAAUAAUGUCGUCUAACGUCAAUCAAUCGAAGAGUAGUCAAUCGCACACAUCAACUGAAACUUCAUUACAGCCGGUGUCGAAACCAAUCAGUAAUUACAGUAUUAUAUCGCUUUUGGGGCAUAAUAAUUCCACCAAUAAUAGUGAAAGAAAUGAAAUUAACACUGAAGAAAAACCCAACAAUGAAAAUAGAAGAUCUCCCAGAUCGCCUAUGUCAUAUAAUCAUCAAAUUUUGUCCAGCAAUCGUUCGACAUUCGUACCGAAGAAAAAAUCUCCUACCAACAGCGGAAGUGCGUUAGUCAACUCGCCGACUAAUUAUCGUAGCACUCGUUCACCAGACAUAAACAGUCCGAGCCCGGGACUUCAGCAGAAUUCACACCACAAUCGAUAUCAUCCAGCAUCGUUAUCAUCGCCGACAUCUAGUUUUCAUCCAUAUUUAUCAUCAUCUCGCGCCUCACCAUUAAGUUCUGGUACAUUAUCACCGACCGAUCUAUAUCGUCAUCGGUCGUAUCGCACAACUGCGUCACCGAGUACAAUGAGCAACAGCAGCGUGAGCGGCUUAACACACCAAUAUGCAUCUCUAAACGGAUCACCGACAGCUUUUGCUAAUCGAUACUCACCAUCCACAUACAGCGGUAGCACUAAAACAUCCCCGACACAGUCAUCACAAACGUCUAGCCUAUCAUCAGCGUACAAUGUUAGCAACCUGUUACCCCAAACCUACGAUGUAAAUGCUUCAAAUGUGAGUGAAAAUCAACGAUACUCACCAAAUCCAAAGCACCGAUCCAGUGAUUGGUCACCUGCCCGGAAUUCGGCGGUGUCAGGUCGAAGUAGCCCAUCAAACUACGCAAACAGUAAUAACAGUUUGUCCACAACAACGAUUCCGAAAAAGACUGCAUCUAUUCGUCAAAAAUAUGGAUCUCUAAGUCCAAAUGGUUUCGCAUGUGGUACUAAUAGUGAGAAUGCGUUGUCAACUAAACUUGAAUCAAACUCGGUGAAAAAGUCAAUGAGCGAAUCCAUUGUGGAUGCAAAACCUUUAGCGAAACGAUCAAAAUCGCCAACUGAGCCGCCCAAAAAACCGCAAGCACAGGAGAUUUACGAGAAAGAUUUACAAGCACGAUACAAUGCCGAAAUAGCUGCCAUGCAUCAUCAAUCAUUGAUAGCGUCAGCAUUACAACAGCAAGCGGCAAGUAGUCCGUUCUAUCAUAUGUACGCGGGGAAUAAUUUACAUGGCGCCAAUAUACCUCCAUCGAUGAGUGCUGCCGCUGCCGCAGCAUAUAUGAACCCAUUGUAUUAUCAUCAUCCCGCCAGCGAAUUAUUCCGGAAAUCCCAUCCAUCUGCUGCGAUGGAUCUCCUGCAUAAAAAUCUGGUUCCAUCUUGGAUGGAUCCGUACAAUGCAUCUUCAAUGAUGCAUUAUCCCCAAAUGCCCGGAUCGGCAUUGAUUUCUGACAAAUCACCAUUAGCGGCGGCAAAAAAUCAAAAUGAGGUUCAUUCGAUGGUAAUGUCGCCGUACAGCCUGGGUAGAACGGUUUCUGCUAGAGACCAACAUUCCACCGACAUUGAUAUGUGGAACGCAACCGAUGGUAAAAAGACAAGACCCACAUCGCCCGCCACUUCCGCAUUUCGACGACAAUCACAGCAAUUCAGUGAUUGCGAACCAAUCUCACUUAUAAAAGAUGAACCAAGUUCAGGUAAAUAUGUUAAUCGAUCAAUCCAUAAAUAGUGAAUUGGCGAAAGUGUUGAAACCUACAAAUAGUAUAGUUAUUCUAUAAUUAACAUCAUUUUUUGUUUACCUUUUUUUCCUUUCAGACGUUCCAUUAAAUUUAUCGAAGCAUUAAAUAAUUAUCAUGGAGUAGGAGUAAUUAUAAUUUUUAUUUUUAUUUCUCUAUUCUCACGAUUCGUAAGUCAAUAUUAGGACGAGAAUAACUCACAUUUUGCUGUUAAGUAACGAUAGCGCAAACUAGUUCUACGAAAAUUAAACCGAUGCAUUAUCUAUUUGAUGAUUUUUUAUUGCGUUUAAGCAACAAAUGCGCACACCGACAAAACUCAAAAUUUCAGAAGAAAAGAAACGCGCAAGUUUAUUCAAAUGCAUCAAAUGUAUUUGGAAAGGGCUUGAGAUUGAAUCAUGCUCCACAGUGGUAAAAAUUUUUCGAAAUAAGUUUUUCAAAUCGAUUUGAUUUGUAUAUAAAAGCAGACAAAUAUCCAUUGAUAAGAAGCGAAACCUGUAUGUCUCUUGUUCGAAAUAGGUAUUUUGUGUUAUACGAAAAGUGGUUGAUCGAGGAACAGUUUGCACUUAAGAAUAUAUUUCGAGUCGAACAAUAUUUAUAAAAUUUAGUUCAAUUUUUCUCCUAAAAAUUAUUGUAAAGACUGGAACAAUUUCAUUAAUUAAUAAGCGCAAUGGACACAUCAAUCAUAUCGAAAAUAUCUCAAUGAUUGUUCUUUUUUUUAACGCACAUGCAUCCAUAAGGGACGGUAUCAAACAAAAUAGCAGUGACAUUUUGUAAAUAGUUAUUGGAUUUCUUGGAAUAAAUAUGCUAAAAUGUGGGAUUUAUGCAAACACAA